AUGUCAACUAGUUUGAUUGCCGAUUACAUCGCUGGUAAAGUGAGAAGGAGAAAUCCUGAUUUGUCCACUGUUGAGCUGAAUGAAUUAUACCUUCAUGAAUCUCAAUUUGUAGAUACUUCUGAUUUUGUGGAGUCUCGUUCAUUGGAAAACUUACCCAAGUUUUUGAAUCAAUACUUUGAACCAGUUCUCAGUGCAUCUGUCAAAGAAAAGCUUGUUGUUGUGUUGUCGCUCUCAGCACUGCGAGUAUGUGAUGUAACUCGAGGCUUGAAGGCAGUUAAAGGGGGAGCCAUAAAAUUGAUUAAGAAGAAUUCUACAAAGUAUGAUGAAACAGCGCUUAAAAUGAAAAAGUAA
This is a messenger RNA of Sugiyamaella lignohabitans, 351 nucleotides long. RefSeq names its product Cms1p (gene CMS1). Lineage: Eukaryota; Fungi; Ascomycota; Dipodascomycetes; Dipodascales; Trichomonascaceae. Gene Ontology annotation, cellular component: 90S preribosome; nucleus. The record is from RefSeq and is a predicted model, not a curated record. Bases 1 to 351 code for a protein of 116 amino acids. The transcript has a single exon.